CAUUAGGGCUCAGCCCAUUUGAGCUCCUAUAUGGAAGACCAUUCCUAAGAAAUGAUAUCCUUAAAGAUCAGGAAACUGCAGAUUUAGUGGCUCAUAUCACAAAGUUGGCCAAAUUUCAAACUGAGAUCUGUAAAUACCCUGCAUCUGAGCCAAUCACUUCUCCACCUCUGUAUGAGCCUGGAGAUCUAGUCAUGAUAAAAACCGUACCUUCAAGUUCUCCAAAUUUAGACCCUAUUUGGAAAGGACCUUUUCCUGUAAUCUUAUCUACCCCCUCUGCAGUAAAAGUGCUGGGACAAGAGAACUGGAUUCACCACUCUCGAGUUAAAGCCUGUCAUCCUGAGUCGACUCCCAAAGAAACUUCCUCCCAAGGAACUGAGGAGCGAUACUCCUGCACUCCGAUAGAGGACCUAAAAUAUCUCUUCCGCAGAGACAAUGGUGAUAUGUAAACUUUUCCUCCUCUCUUUCUUUAUUAUUGUAGGCAGAUCCACUGAAACUAAUUCUUUCCUAAAUUGGGCCCAGCAAUAUGCCACUAAAUUACAAAAAGAUAAUUGCUGGAUAUGUGGACUAUUACCCCUUUCCAGCACCUCUGGACUACCUUGGUGGGUAUCUCCUUUACAGGGAAAUGACUGGACAAAUUUACAGUCCUUAAUAUUAGAACAAAAGAAGGAAAAACCCUCCUUACAAACUGCUACUCGUGCCAAUGUUAGCUUAUGGCCUAUCAAUGAAACUCUAUCACUACCAGGUCAUAAAAAGGCUUUCACUUUAGAGCAGACCAAUGUUCAAAUUUCUACGGCUGUUAAGUCACAUGCAGGCCCAUUCACUUCUAACUCUCCACCACCGCCACCAAUAUGUCACAGAUACAAAGACGGUUAUUAUCAGGUUUGGGAUGGAAAUUUAUGGCUUACACCCACCAUUGGGCAUCUAAACCAAAAGGCCCCAAUCUGUUGGGAACAACAUAACCAUACUUAUGAUAUAUGGCCUAAUAGUACUUGAGAAUUAGGAUGGACCCCAGAGUCACAAUGCCAACAAAUUGUAAUUUUACAAGCCAAUGAUUGGUUUGGAACUAAUUGGCUCUCUAGGCCUGAAAUUAGCUGGCCAGCACCCAAUGGAACACAAUGGAUAUGUGGAACUAACUUAUGGCCCUGGCUUCCCCCAGGCUGGAUAGGAAGAUGUACUAUUGGGUACCCCUGGAUGCAAGGGAGAUGGACCCCAAGUAUAGAACAGCCAGCAAAUCUCCCCAAUCUCAAACAUAGAUGGGGACGAUCUGUUUUUCGUUGGUAUGAUCAUUUAGCUUCAAUGUUUAUCCCACAAAUUGGUUUAGAAAGUGUAAUGUGGCAUGUGGAGACCCUAAACAAUUAUACCCAAACCGCCCUCCAUGAUGUUGGAGAAAGCAUUUCUCUCCUUAAUACAGAAGUGACACUCAUGAGGAAAGCUGUCUUACAAAACCGGAUGGCUUUAGACAUCCUCACUGCAGCCCAAGGCGGUACUUGUGCUAUUGUUAGAACUGAAUGCUGUGUUUACAUCCCUGACAACUCUAACAAUGUAACUAACAUCCUUAAAGAUUUACAUUCUCAGAUAGAGGCCAUGUCCUCUCCAGACUCAUCAUGGGAACAAAUUCUUAGUUCCUGGUUCUCUGGUACCUCCUGGUGGAAAACAUUAUUAGUCUCUAUAAUCAUCAUCAUACUCAUUGGUGUGUUCCUAUGCUGUGGCAUUUACUGUUGCAUUAAUCUUAUCCCGGUACUCAUAACUUCUUGUUUCUCUUAUAGACCGCCCAUCUCUCAAAUGACCCUCCAACCUAUCACUCUUCAACCAGACCAUGGACCCCUUGAUCGACCCAAUUUAUAA
Messenger RNA from Sciurus carolinensis (gray squirrel), 1845 nucleotides. RefSeq names its product endogenous retrovirus group PABLB member 1 Env polyprotein-like. The record is from RefSeq and is a predicted model, not a curated record. NCBI's taxonomy places the organism in Eukaryota, Metazoa, Chordata, Mammalia, Rodentia, Sciuridae. The transcript has a single exon.